Pollicipes pollicipes is the source of this 2105-nucleotide messenger RNA. Its product is annotated as boophilin-H2. NCBI's taxonomy places the organism in Eukaryota, Metazoa, Arthropoda, Thecostraca, Pollicipedomorpha, Pollicipedidae. The transcript is spliced from 4 exons. The record is from RefSeq and is a predicted model, not a curated record. Gene Ontology annotation, molecular function: serine-type endopeptidase inhibitor activity. Bases 50 to 637 code for a protein of 195 amino acids.
GCCGGCAGACAGAGAGACAUACAGGCAGACAGACAGGGCGCAGCUCGAGAUGUGCAGGCUGGCGAUCUUCAUGGCGCUUGUGGGGCUGGCCGCGGCCUACCCCUCGCUGCAGGACGCGUUUGAUGCCGUGCUCGUGGGGUCGGGCGACGCGGCGGCCACGCCCAGGACGGGAGAGGUCAACGAGACUGCCUGCCUAGAGCCCGUGCAGCCCGGGGUGUGUCGUGGUGCCAUCAAACGCUGGGCCUUUGAUCAGAACGAGGCCCGUUGCCGCUCGUUCCCUUGGGGCGGCUGCGGUGGAACUGCCAACAACUUUCGGUCGGAGGAGGAGUGCCGGACGCGGUGCGCCCCCCUGAUGGGCACCGAGGUGAGGUGUGCAGAGCUGGACCAGUGUGAAGCUUCCUGCAGCCGCCGGCCCAGCCCUGUCACCGGCUGCCCGGAGUGUUCUUGCGCAGGGAGCCCAGACGACACGUGCCGUCUCCCGAUUGUCAAGGGCCCGUGCAAGGCCGCCUUCGAGCGGUACGGCUUCAGCCUCGUCUCCGGAUCCUGCGAGGCAUUCUUCUUCGGCGGCUGCAACGGCAACGCCAACAACUUCGAGACGCGGGAGGAGUGUCAGCGAGCCUGCGGCGGCGCCUUCUGAGGCACGCCGGGCAGAGAAGGCGGCAUCAGGGCCAAUCUUGGCACCGAAACAGACCGGCUUGAGGACGUGAACGGAUGGCACUUGCGUAGAAUGACGGCGCGGGUGACAUGGAGACAGGAAAUGCUUUUGAUAGCCUCGCACGUGGUACGAAAGGUUGGUACUAUGUGCAUAGUACGAAAAGGAACGCGUCCUUUUAGACUUUUUGCACUUCGUGAGUGUUCUUAAAUUGUUUGCCUAUUUAUGGACUCUAUUUAUUCAUUUUUGUUAAUGAGGCAUACUUGAACUGAUGGUUCAACUGAUGGAUGAUGUCGCAUACUCGAACUAAUAGUAAACUGUGUUGUGACAGUGAGUUAUUCUGCUCUCGCUUGUAACGAGUUUAUGCCACGUACGAGUGUAAAGAAUCACAAGAAGGACAAAUACAUGACCGUGACCAUGCACUCGUCAAUCAUUGCAUUACAUUGUUACUGGACAAUUGUCACGACAUCAGAUGGUAGAAUCGAUACUCCGACAGUAACCCCUUCAAGCCAAACUGUCGGCAAAAGAGCAGGAUGGACCAAGUUGUAACAUCAAAUUCAUAUCAAAUCUCUUGCCCAAAUGCCGUGAAUUUACUCAGCCAUCACCGUUAAGGUAAGAUAGUUCCCAAGACAGUAAGCCUCGAUCAGACCAGAGCUAAAGUAAUAUCGAUUAACAACGGCACGGCGCCGUUACGCAAACAAAAAUGCACUUUUGUUACAGAUCAUGUUAAUCAGGAUCAAGACAGGCCAAACUGAGCACGACAUGCCAUGAAUCUUAUCCUGCAAAAGGACCUAGGAGACUGAACAAUACACCGAGCAGAACGCAUGGAUACACGGCUACUUGACGGGCGUCCAAAAUGGAAGAGCUUCGCACUACAUCGUUAGAACUUCGGGCGUGAUAAAACGGAAGACAAAGCAAAGAAUUUCUGGCAAAAAUAACUGCUCCACGAGGGGGGAAAUUUGAAUUCCCACCGCAAAACCGACCCAAGCAAGUGCAUCGCUGCGAUGCCUGAGGUUGUGGUCCCUGGGUGCCAGGACGGAAAGACGCCUCUCCAGAGCAGCUUAAAAUACGUCUCAUCAAUUAGGUUCCAUCUUCAGCACCAUGGAAGCGGUUACCAAGGCACCAAACGCUGCACCUCAGAAUCUCAGAUUCCUCUCCUCAUUCGAUUGUACGGACGCACAUCAUCGCAACAAACUCUGUCACGCUUCUGCUCAGGCUAACAUCGCCCAAGGGGGUUUAUCCUGUGGUCGGACACCGACCAUCAGCGCGAGUAGGUGACCCGAGCGCCGCCUCGUGACCCGGUCCUCCGCGCGGUUCACCCCCAGCCAGAUUCACUCCGCGCGCGCCGCAGAUCGACUGCUCACAUGUUGGCGUAUUCGCCAGACACAAAGUCCAGCUUUCCCGUGAGGAAGUUGCCGACGGCGGCCGGAUCAUUACUCAUGUAGUACUCCUC